Molecule: messenger RNA, 4782 nt
Organism: Rotaria socialis
Lineage: Eukaryota; Metazoa; Rotifera; Eurotatoria; Philodinida; Philodinidae
Source: the annotation of a GenBank genome assembly
AUGUUUCCUAAAACAGCUCCAACUGCACCAACUCGAUCAAAUAUUCCACCAGCAGCUCCAGUUUCCAACUGGAGCGUAGCUUUAUAUAGAAAAGCAGAGCCUAUUCUACCAUUAAAUCCUUUAGACGUAUCUCAGACAUCCACUCCACAACAGACAAAUGGUUCAUUUUAUGUUCAGCUUCAACAACAAGCUGCUGCAUCGUCUCCAAGCUGUUCAGAUGUACUUUAUUUCCGAUAUCAGGCGCAGCAACAAAAGAAUAGUGCAGAUUCCUAUGCGCUGCCAUUCACUAUAAGUCAGUUGAAUAACAUGAGUUUAUCACCCGAUAUAGCACCGAUUACAUCAACAUCAUCUUCUCGGUAUACUAGUACUGAACAACAAUCAGGUUUCAAUGAUUCAUCUGAUAACCCACCAACAUUACUUCUUCGUGCAAAAGCGUUUCUUGGUGUUUUGAUAUUGAACAGUUCACCGAACAGUAUCACUGCAAAUACUGUUGGUAUUAUUCGACCAUUUAUGAUAUUUGUAACUGAAGAAGUAUUUAUUGGACAAUUGUUUGAUGCAUAUAUCUUUCGUAUUUCACAAGUGGCAACUAUAUCUAUGCGCGAUAAUCCAGAAGAUGAAGUGUUUGUUUCUGGAAUAAAAAAACUAUUUCAAGGGCGUUCAUUUUACUAUGCAUCAUUUUUCAAUCCAGAAUUGAAUAACAACAAACGCUACUUUACUAAACCAUAUGAUAUAACAUUAUGUGCUCAACGAAUGGUUCAUGGACAUGAUUCAGAUAUACGAUUUUUUUGGAAUCGAGGUUUAUGUUUACCUUUACUUAAAUUUAAUAUUGAUAUUCGAUAUUGGAUACCUAAAAUAAUGUGCGGUGGAUUUGAAACAUAUAGAAAUCCAAAUGAAGACAUCGAAUUGUGGUUAAUAUCAAGACUGAGCUGUGAGAGAGCUGGCACAAGAUUCAAUGUCCGUGGUGUUAAUGAUGAUGGAGCUGUGGCAAAUUUCGUUGAAACAGAACAAAUUGUUUUUGUUCCUCGACAAAAUCAUUAUUCAUCAUUUGUUAUCAUACGUGGUUCUAUUCCAUUAUUUUGGCAUCAACCAGGCUUCCAAGUGGGCACUCAUCGAAUUACAGUGUUACGUAGUGAAGCACUUAGUUUCAAAGCAUUUUUUGAACAUUUUAAAUAUCUCUAUCGUCAUUAUGGUCGUGUAUUAAUAAUAAAUCUAGUUGAUAAACGUGAAGAUGAAAAACGUAUUGGAGAAGAAUAUCAGAAUUUAUUUGAAUUACUUGUUAAAACAUAUCAAUCGAAACAGAAAAAAGAGAAACCAUUACUUGGCUAUUUAACUGAAAAAGAUUUUAUUUGGUUUGGUUAUCAUGAACAGGCACGUGAGGCAAAAGGUUUAACACCCGAACAAUUUGUUGAUCAAAUGCUUAUACAAAAUAAGCAAUAUUCGAUUGGACCAGAACUCGAGCGUCAAAAUAUAUUUACUUUUAUGGACGAAACAAUUUCUAGUUUACAACAAGGCGUUUUUCGUAUUAAUUGUAUUGAUUGUCUCGAUCGAACAAACAAUGUACAAUUAACUAUUGGAAUGAUUGCUUUAACCAUGCAAAUAGCGAGUCUGAAGAAAAAAGUUAAUGUUAAUAAUUUAGUCGAUCGUUUAAAAGAUAUGUGGAUUAAUAAUGGUGAUCAUAUUAGUAGAAUUUACACUGGCACUGGAGCAUUAGGACAAAGGAACAAAGCAAAAGAUAUCCAACGAAGUCUUGGCCGAGUUAUACAAAAUAAUUUACGUGAUGAUGAAAAACAACAAUCAAUUCAAACAUUAAUCUAUUCCUAUGCUAAAGACUCAUAUUUACAUGAACGUUCUGUUGCUGCUCUUCAAACGCCUUAUGUCAUAUCUGAUGGUAUCAUAUUAACUGAAUUGUUCCGAAUGCGUCCAGAGUUUGUUAGAAAAGAAAAAUUUCGCGUAUCAAUAGGUACAUGGAAUAUAAAUGGUGACAAAAAUCCAGCUUUAGAAAAUGAAUAUCCAUCUAUUCUUGAUGCUUGGAUAUUGGAUGGACCAGAGAAUCUUUCGGCAAAAACUCGAAAAACUAAUUCUAUUUCAACAAAUGGAUUUGUCAGCGACGACUAUGUAAAAUUAAUGCCGGAUAUAUUAGCUAUUGGUUUUCAAGAAAUCUGUGACUUAACAGCAACAAACAUGGUUUGGCAAAGUUCUGUCAAUGCCACUCGUUGGGUUGAUAAUGUUCAAGCUCAUUUUAAAAAGUCAUAUCCAAAUGAUGAAUAUAUUCUGUUGGGCAAUGAUCAACUUGUUGGUGUAUGUCUAGCAAUAUUUAUUCGACGUGAUCAUGCACCCUUUGUCAAAAAUGUUAUUGUCGAUUCCGUUAAAACAGGAAUGGGUGGGAAAAUUGGCAACAAAGGAUGUGUUGCUAUUCGUCUUGUUUUGUACAAUACAUCAAUAUGUUUUCUAUGUGCACAUUUUACAGCAGGACAAAAUGAAUUUAAUGAGAGAAAUAAAGAUUACAAGUCUAUUAUGGAAAAACUUUCAUUUCAACCACCAUCUCGAGCAUUAUGGCACGAUCACAUCUUUUUUCUCGGCGACUUUAAUUAUCGUUUAACAAUUCCUCGUGCGCAAGUUGAACAAUUUAUAAAAAAUGAAGCGUAUAGUCAAUUACUUGAAUAUGAUCAAUUGAAAAAAGAACAUUCAGAAGGACGGGUCUUCAGAGAAUUUAUUGAAGGUCCAAUAAAAUUUCCUCCAACAUAUAAAUAUGAUGUUGGAUCUGAUGAAUAUGAUACAAGUGAAAAAGCACGUACACCUUCCUAUACUGAUCGAAUACUUUGGCGAAGUAUAUUUCCCAAUGUUCAAACCAAACAAUUAUACUAUGGUCGUGCUGAAGUUAAAACAUCAGAUCAUCGUCCUAUAAGUGCAAUGUUCGAUAUCGAUGUAGAAAUUUGUGAUGAAACAAAAAUGCAUAAAAAAUAUAUUAAUAUAUAUGAACGUUUUUCUCCUUCGAAUGCUCAAAUUGCUUUUGAUAUGAAAAGUGAUGUCAAUAUAAAUAAAACUCAAUUAAUUGAAGAAUUCGAUAAGUAUGUGAAGAGAAAAUAUGGAUAUAAUAUAAAUAUUAUUGAUCGAUUUUUUACAACUAAUGGUACUUAUGUUUCAUUGAACAUGUCUUUUGAAAAUGGUGAACAUGCACAAAAAGUUAUGGAACCAACACAAGAUCAACUUCCAAAUGGCCUUGGGUUUAAUAAGCGUCUGAUAAAAUUAAAUGAAGAGAUUGCUUUAAAUCAAAAAUUAAAUACACUCUUUUCGAAUGUUGACGAAACAAUGUAUCCAAAAUCGAUUGCUUACGAUCUUGGUUGUUAUCAACAGCCUGCUCGUGAAUCACUUUCAACUUUGCAAGAUCUAACAGCAGUUAACAUGGUUGUUGACGAAAACGAUAUGAUAACAACAUUAAAAUCAAAUAAUGAAAAUGAAACAGACAAAUAUGAUAAUGAUACCUUAGAAUCGAUUGACGAAUGUAAACGAAUAUAUGAGCAACGUCGCCGUCAUUUUGGUGAUAUUUUUACUCAAGACACAGAUUCCGAUUAUGAGAACGAAAACAAUGAUAGAACAAACGUGCGUUCAAAAACACUCGUGAAUAGUGAUAAUGAUGCACCAACAUCAACUGAUACUGAUUCUCCGUACGGAUCAGAUUCAGAAUCUAGCUCAUCCUAUGAUGAAUAUCAUGCAGAAAGAAAAAUUCAGAAAAAAAAAGUUCAUAGAUCUCAUAAAGGCCCACUAAAAUUAUAUUUGCAAGAAAAAAUUGGUUUUUGGCCUAAAGAUCGUUAUGAAAAACGUAAAAUGCAUCAUUUGAAAAAGCAAGGUAUAGAAAUUAAUUAUGGGGAAGUUCACACAAAAGAAAUUAAAGAAUCAUUAAAAGAAGAAACACGCGAAAGACAAAAAGAAAAGCCUCCUUCAAUUAAUUUUAUCAAUGCUAUCGGAACUUUGGCAAGAAAUAUGUCAUUUGUUUCAUUGGAUCCUGAAUUUUCUAUUGCACCAGCUGAAUUCGAUGCGGCAUCAUUAGCAUCCUCAUUAAUGAAUGCAGCAGAUAAUGAACAAACGGAUUCAAAAUUAAGCUCGCCUUUCAAAAUGAUGAAAACCAAGAUUAGAAAUUCGUUGAGACGAAAACGAAAAACAUCCACUCGUCUCGAUGUUGACGAUGAACAGAUGGCAAAUAAUAGUGAUACAGCUAGUCGUAUUAGUGACAUUCCUGAUGACGAAUCGAUACUAACAGAUGGCAAUCGACAGGAUUAUAAUGUUGGUGAAUUGAUCUCAUUUGCAUCGUUUGAUAUUCCAGCUGAUACGUAUGUAGAUGAUCAAAAAGCAAAUACAUUAGUCAAUGAUAAUAUAUUUGAUCCAUUCAAUUUAUAUAGCACGUCAACAUCGACUGAGAGUGGAGCAGAUAAAAAUAAUGAUUUUUUCUCAUUAGGUCACUAUCCACCCGUGACAAAUUCUAGUUUUCAUAGUGAUCCAUUUGAUCUGAAUAGACACUUAAGUCAAGAAACAAAUUCAUCUGUAAACAUUUUUUCUUCAAAUUUAACAAAUAAUAAUAAUUUCAUUGCUCUAUCUCAACCACAACACAUCUCUACUCGAGUAUUAACACCAACACCUGCUGCUAAUACUACUCAACCACUAUUAACACUAAAAAAUCUAACUGUAAAUCCAAGUAAACAGAAAAAUGAAGUAGCCUCUGAUCUACUUGAUUGGAACGAUGAAGGUCCAUCAUUAGAAAGUCUACAAUUUGAUCCAUAUGCUUAA